AUGAGCAUCUUCUCCGUGUUCUUCCUUUUUCUUCUCUUACCCCAUCUCGUCUAUGUGCAAUUUUUAAGCACUAGAACGUUGGGACUUCGUGUACCGGGUUUGUGUCCAGCCGGUUGCUUUGACUGUGGCUUUGGAAGACGAUGCGUUUCGAUCACCGCUUUUCAUGAUGGUCGACCGGAUUGCCCGGAUGGAAGUGAUGAAUGGUGUCUACCCGGCUUCAUCAAAUGUGGAUCGUAUUGUGUGGAGCCGAAAUACUUGAGCGCUUGUCUUUUCAAUCCACGAUGUGACGGAAAACAAAAUCAACCGGCUUUCUGCGCACAAUCAAAGGAAAAGCUGUGCCGAGAGAAGAACAAAUUCCCUUGUAAAUCUUAUGGUGAAUGCGUUCCGUGGUCAUGGGUUCGUGAUGGAAAAGCACAAUGUAUUGAUGGAUCCGAUGAAAAUGAUGCCGAUUACAUAUCAGUAUUGGAAAGAGGAUGGAAAGCACAUCUGGAUAAAGUUCAUCAAGGAUUUGGCAAUGACACAAAUCCUUUGCCAACCGGCUACCCUCUCCCGCCAAUCCCACCCGGAAAUGAGCUGGAACCUUUUCACCCACUUUCUCCUAUUCUCCCGGAAAUCCCUGUCGGAGCCACCACCCUAAAUAGUUCUGAUCCUACGCAUAUUUCCGUGAAUCCACAACCGAAAGACAAAGGCGGUAGCUGGCAAGGUAAUGGCGUUACGCCGAUUCAUCCACAGAUUGGCCGCCCAUCCACCGAGUCGCCGGUAAUCUUUAUUCCUGGACGAUGGAGUAAUCGACCCCCAACAGCACCCACUCAAGUCACUCAUUAUCCCGGAGAACCGGCAAUCGUUCAUCCAACCUUGAUUCCUUUUGAUUACACUCCUUCUCAAAUUCAACCUCAACCCGAUUUCGGUCAAAGUCCGUUUGUUUCUCCUCCUGCUGUUCCUUUAAGUCAAACAAGAAGUUCUUGGAGUCAAAAACCGUGGAUUUGGCCACCGCCAUAUGGUUUUACUCAUUCUACACAAACUCUGAUGACAACAACCACCUCCACAACGCCUUUAUCUGUUGGAAUUACUGUGAUCAACCCAGUUAUCACCACUAUAAACAUUCAUGGGCAUCAUGGCGGAAGAAUUUUGACAACAUCGACUACAACUACAACUACCACUACUAGAAGUGAUGAACAAAUUACUGAUGAAGGAUUUGUGAAUGAUACAACGAUAUCAAGCACGAUUCAGGCUGAGACUAGCACUGCAGUCAAUAUGAUAAUUCCUUUGGAAACAAUGACAAUUGAUAGUGUCAUAGAUGAAUCAAUACUUCGUUGUGAAAAGGCUUUUAAAGAAGAAGUUGAAGAAGGAGUCAAAAAUGAAGAGGUUUUGUGUAAAUGCCCUCCUGGACAAAUGGCUGAUGCUCAAGGGAAAUGCAAUGAUUCUUCAAUCUCAACAGUGAUCGUAAACAAAAUGAAUCCACCAUGCAAUGCUAGCACUUGGGAUCGUUUCGAUCAAACGAAUCUUGGACAAUUCAUUUCAUUAAAGUUGAAACGAUUAGAGAACGUGAGUGGGGUUUGUGUGGUGGAGGCGAUUCCCGAUGGGCAAGCUCUCGUGAGAAUCAUUUGUCAACCGUGGUGUAACUUGGAGCUUGUGAAUUUGGCACUAUUAAAAGAGGCAAAUAUUUCGACUCCGUUUGACUCGGAAAACUCGUGUACUUGCAAAGAGGGAACCAAUGACACAGAGCCGACUCGAGCAGGCAGAAAUUGCUGGGGAAUUCCCGAUGAAGACAAUUGCAUCUUAUUGUUUAAUGUAUGCCUCGUUUUUUGGGCUUUAUGUUUAAUCGGUGCCGUUUUUCUUCUUCCACUUCUUUACAUGUGUUUCUCGGGUCUUCUCAAACGAUGGCGGAAAAGGAAACGCAAAAUUUCUCCAAAUGUUGCGUUUAAUACGAAACCAACUGUGAUCACUAUCGAUAACUUUGAACAAACGAACACGGCUCGUCUUUUGAGGCAAACGCUUGGACCAAGAGCUGCUGGGGUUUUGGCGAGUGGUCGAGCUCUUCAAAAUAUGCAACUGAAAUCAAUCUUGAAACCAAGUGAUAGUGGAAUCAUUCCCCUAUCGGCGAUGGAAGACGUUGAAACCGAAAUCGAACCGAAUACACAGCCACCAACAGGUGCAUCAACAACUCUUCCAUCACCCGCCGACAACUCCCCACAAGCCACUGAACCCCCAUCAGCUAGAGCUUCAUCGGCACCACCACCAAAAGAAGAACCAGCAAUAGAGGAAGAAAGGCGAUCUCUUCCGAAAAGUGGCUCUUCUCCAAGACUCGCUGAACUAGCCUCUAGUCCGCCAUUGAUGCGUUCUCAAUCUGUUGUGCACCAACGAGUUGGCUCAGCUCAAAGUGCAGGUGCUGUUGUAGCGGGCGCGGUUGUCGCCACUGCUGUUGCCAAAGCUCAAGCUCAAACAGCUCCCGCGUCACCGGUUUUCUCUAUUCGGGUGCCAGCAGCCAGCAAAACUGCUCCACCAACACCUAAAAUGAAAGAAGAUCCGCCAUCAUUUCCUCCACUUUCUCUUUCGAGUUCGAUGAUCGAUCUACAACGACAAGAUUUGAUAUCAUCUCCAGCUCCAUCGCUUGCAUCAAGAGCUUCUCGUCAUGGACAACCAACUAUCUGGGAAACUUAUCGAGUUCUUGGUGAUCAGUAUGCUAAACCAGAAUCUGCAAGACCUGAAUCUUCCGAUUCGUUAGACAAGCUGAUUAAAGACAGAUAUCCAACACCACCAGAAGAAGAUCUGCUAAAGACAGUAACAGAGGAAAUUGUUGAACCGAUUGCUGCUUUGCCGUCAAGUUCUCUUCCACAAGCGGCAACAAGUCAAGCCGAGAAAUUGGCUGAAAUGCUUGGGGUUUCCGUGAGUGAAGGAGCUGAAGCUGUUGUCAACAAAGAAGACGAAUUAUCAACAGCACAAGUUGAAGCAACUCCGCCUACUACUGAGCCAAAAAUUGAUGAAUUGGCUACACAAGAAGAAACGAGUGUCGAUGAAGCGGCUUUGCUUGCUCUUUCAGCACAAGGAGGAGUGAUUGGGGGACCAACAUUCACUCGAAAACGACUAGAAGAGUUGAGAAAGGAACGAUCAAGAUUGCCUAUUAAGAAAGAGAUCUUUAUACCAAAAGGAAUACCGCAUAGAAAACCAGCAUUCACAAUGACUUCAACGAGAUCUCAGUUACCUCAGAUUUCUUCAAAUUUAAAUGAAAUCUAUUCACAAAGACAGCCAAGACGAGUGCUUUAUCAAGAGACAAGUACAGAUGAAGGAAGUGAUAUGGAGACUCUCCGAUCACCCAAUUUUCCCAUAUCCGCUCCAACAACGAUGAGAGAAACGAAAUUCAUGCACCCAUCCACUCUACUGAAAUCACCGCUUUCCAAAAGGAGAACUCAACUCCGGGCUCCUCAAGGAUACUCGUCUGAUGUGGAUAUUCCAAUGGACAGUAAUCGAUCCAGUCAAAAUCAACUUUCUUCUAAAAAAUCUUCUAAACGAUUGGUAGAUCCACCGGAAAUCCGUAAACGAGGAGAUCGAAGCCGAAUCAAACCGAUCAAAAUGCCGCCAAACUUGGCAAUUAAAGUAACACAUGAAAAAGAAGUUUCAAAUCCACAUUUCUUGCCAUCAACGAUUUCGAAAGAAAAUCGCGAAAUGGAACCAGAAAAGGAGAGGAGUAUGCACUCAUUGAGCACCCAUUUCCGCGAAACUACAACAACAAAGCCAUUGCACGGGAUUCUAAUCAACAAACGUAAACAUCGUAAUGGUGGUACUGUAUCUGCCAGAGAGUGUAGCACUGGAUGUCAAUGGUGUCAUCACGGAGAAAGUGAUUCAAGUGCUUAUUUCAUGCCUGGAAUGAGAUCACGAAGAGAUCCAGGCUACUACUCAGCCCGAAAUCACUCGAUUUCCCCAGCAAGAUCGAUGAGCAAUGUUCGCAACUCUCACAUCGAUCUCUCACCAUAUUUCGAUCUAGAGAAAGACUCAAAAAAGCCUCAUAAAGAGGGUCUCUGGUGGGGACAUGCUCACGCA
Messenger RNA from Mesorhabditis belari, 4038 nucleotides. NCBI's taxonomy places the organism in Eukaryota, Metazoa, Nematoda, Chromadorea, Rhabditida, Rhabditidae. The record is from the annotation of a GenBank genome assembly.